UUUUCAGAUCCAUCAGAGUAUUAGCUGUAGUAUAAUGCCUGCUACAGCUUUAGGAAGUCAAUGUUGUUGUGAAAGAACCUGCCCUUCAAUUCAACACCAUCAAAAUAAUAUCCCAACUAUGGUAUCUUCCACUGCCCAAACUUCAGCUUUAGUUCAUAUGGCCCCAACUACAAAUUCUUCUUUACAACAAUCGCGGCCAAAUUCAUCUGCCUCUACUGCUACAAGUUCUGGUUUAGAGGCCAUUCAUCAUUCACCUCAUCAUCAACAUCAAAUGAAUUUUGGGGGAGAAAUGUGUCAAAUGAAUUUCAAACAUGAACCAACUUUCAACGAAUGGCCAUCAUUUCAACCUGCUCCAAUAUUUUUACCUCCUGCUCAAUCCCACUCUGUUGGGCCUACUAGUCUUAAUCACCCAGAUAAUUAUUUUGAUGGUGCCAAAGAAAGGCGUUCGACCUUUUCGGUUGUUUCAUCCAUAAACGACGGGAAUGCCUUAAAACAGAGACCGGCAUCUUUGAGUGGUCUUCUCUGUGUUGGAAGAACUCGAACUGCUCGUUUAGAUGAAGAAAUGGAGGAAAUUGGAAGGGAAGAUGUUGACGUUGGUCAAAGAAAUAGUAAAACACCUAUACAAGAACGGCCACAUCAAUGCCCUAUUGAAAAUUGUGAUAAACGAUUUUCACGUUCUGAUGAACUUACUCGACAUAUUAGAAUACAUACGGGACAAAAACCUUUUCAGUGUAAAAUUUGUAUGCGGGCAUUCUCCCGGUCUGAUCAUUUAACAACACAUGUCCGUACCCACACAGGUGAAAAGCCUUUUUGUUGUGAGAUUUGUGGACGCAAAUUUGCUCGUUCUGAUGAACGGAAGCGUCACACAAAAGUUCAUAGUAAACAGAAAGGUGUUGGAGGGAGAAGACUUUCUGUUUCUUCUGGUGGAAGUGAGGGUGUUGGUGGACAUUUAGUUGGGGAAUUGUAAACUUUGAUUGUAUGGAAUAAAUUUGUUUUUAAUUGAGAAAAAUUGUUUUUUUUUUUGAAUUGUUGGAUAGAUUUUUAAGGAUUGUGUAAAGUUAAUUGUUUGUUUGUUUUUAAACAAUUUAUAUAUUUCUUUUCUUU
Messenger RNA from Meloidogyne enterolobii, 1104 nucleotides. Lineage: Eukaryota; Metazoa; Nematoda; Chromadorea; Rhabditida; Meloidogynidae. The record is from the annotation of a GenBank genome assembly.